AUGGCCGCCUCCUCAUCGAAGCCAUCGAGCUUCCUGCUCUAUUCCUGCAUCGCCCACCGCACAACCAUUCUCGCCGAACACUCCUCCCCAGGCACAUCCUCGACCGCCGCCUCGUCCCUGGCCUCUAUCAUCCUCCCAAAGAUCAGCCACGACCAACCGCAAAAGCUCACCUACACCCACGAGCGUCUCUUCGUACACUACAUCGCCGACUCGCCCACAACACCCAGCACCUCCGACGACCCCCGUCAGGGCGAACCCAACUCCUAUGCGCCCCUCAGCUACAUCGUCGUCGCAACCGCCGAACAAGGCCGCCGCAUUCCCUUCGCCUUCCUCCUCGAAAUCAAGCGCAAGUUCCUCUCUACUUACUCACCUUCCAGCACGGACUUCUCUGCUCUCCCGGCUUACGGCUGCGCCGCGUUCAACAAUGAGCUCCGCUCGCUGCUGCAAACGUACAAUACGGCCCCGCCGGCGGAUUCGCUGGCCUCGGCAAGACGGGAAAUCGAUAGCGUGCGGAACAUCAUGACGGAGAAUAUUGAAAGAGUGUUGGAGAGGGGAGAGCGGAUUGAUCUCCUGGUGGAUAAGACGGAUCGGUUGGGUGGGAGUGCGCAUGAUUUUCGCAUUAGGAGUCGUGGCUUGAGGAGACGUAUGUGGUGGAAGAAUAUCAAGUUGAUGGUUUUGUUGGCGGUUGUGGUUGUGUUCUUGGUGUAUUUGUUUGUGGGGAUGGGGUGCGGGUUGCCCGCUUGGGGGAGGUAUCUAUAUUUACUCCUGGGGUAUCCCAAUGUGAUAACGUCUAGCGUGUCUUUCGAUUGA
Messenger RNA from Aspergillus niger, 810 nucleotides. RefSeq lists its product as uncharacterized. Lineage: Eukaryota; Fungi; Ascomycota; Eurotiomycetes; Eurotiales; Aspergillaceae. Gene Ontology annotation, biological process: vesicle-mediated transport. The transcript has 3 exons. The coding region runs from base 1 to 810 and encodes 269 amino acids. Gene Ontology annotation, cellular component: membrane. The record is from RefSeq and is a predicted model, not a curated record.